Messenger RNA from Melanotaenia boesemani (Boeseman's rainbowfish), 1427 nucleotides. RefSeq names its product G2/M phase-specific E3 ubiquitin-protein ligase-like. The record is from RefSeq and is a predicted model, not a curated record. The transcript has 7 exons. The coding region runs from base 41 to 1081 and encodes 346 amino acids. Lineage: Eukaryota; Metazoa; Chordata; Actinopteri; Atheriniformes; Melanotaeniidae. Gene Ontology annotation, molecular function: ubiquitin-protein transferase activity.
GUUGGUUCAACAUGAAACUGAAAAGCCUUUAAGUAUCGUCAUGGAUCUUGGAAACAGUGCAGAGGACAGGGAAAGGGCAAUCCUUUCUUUUUACAAGAUGGCUCAUGUCAAUUGGACUUCUCCUUUGACAUGCACGCUUAAGGGAGAUCCUGCAAUUGGUGAUGGUGUGACUCGCCACUUCUUCUCAACGAUCAUGUCCAAACUGCAGUAUGGUUUUGAUAUUCAAUUUGCACCAGGGGGAACACUUCUAUUUGAGGGUGAAAAAGAUCAUUUGAUUCCCUCCACUUCCCAUUUUCUUCUGGAAAGCGACUUCUUUCUUGUUGCUGGCCGAAUGAUUGGUCACUCGUUCCUACACGGUGGGCCAUGCCUAGGCGGACUUAGCCCAGCAAUACUGCAUGUUCUCUUUGGUGGAUCCCCAGAAGAAGCCAUAAUUGAUCUGAAGGACUGUGCAGACCUUGAAAUCCGUGAGACAAUUAAGUUGCUGGAUGGUGAGGCAGAAUUAUCUUCUGAGGAAAAAGACACCAUCAAUGCGCUGGCGAUGUCCUGGGAUUUUCCUCGGGUCACCUCUGAGAACAGGAGAUGGCUGUUUGACAAACUGCUCUUCCAUGCUGUUCUUGGAAGAACCUGCAGACAAGUCCACCAGUUACGACGGGGUUUAAAGGACACACAGAUCUGGCCUUUUCUGAAAGAGAGAACAGACACAGUUCCUCUUCUAUUUCCAAGAAUAUCUGAUAUACAGUUCACAGCACAGAUAAUCUUGGACAAGAUCAACUGGCCCACACACGAUGAUGAGGAAGACAUGGAAGUCUCCUUGGAGGAUACUUGUAGGGUCUCCGGAUUUCUCAGAACAUUUAUUGAGAAUGCCUCUUCCAAGCUGCUGGAGAAACUUGUGCAGUUCUGGGUGGGCUGGAAUGUACUUCCCAGAUACUUCGAUGUUGAAGUGAUUGAGAGUAGCUACCCCAAGUCUUCCACCUGCUUCCACACGCUAAAACUACCAAGACAUUACACUGAAUACAGUAUCUUCAAAACAGAUAUCACUGCUGCCAUUUCAACUGUUGAUACUGGUUUUGGAAUGAUCUAAGCCUCAUUUAAAAGAAAACAAAUCACCACCUAGUAUUUUAAUUUGCCAACUUGGGAUGUGUUAAGGCUCACUUUCAAUUUAUGUGAAGCAUGUUUCUCUCUUAGGUUCAGUCCCACUGUUCAGUUGGUGUUUAUUUAGUGGAACAGUUUUAUCAGUCAAACAGUUUUGCUUUGACUGUGUGGUCAAAAUGUCUACCAUGACAAGAGUUUGAUGUUAAAAGGGAGACCAAUUAUGGUGUGUAAAGAAUUUUUAUUCUUUUGACUUACCAAGGGCACCAUAACAAAUUGUUUUAGGAUUCACAAAAUGUCUGCCUCUAUUAAUAUAAACAUAAUGUGUCAAAACAACU